Cylicocyclus nassatus is the source of this 1618-nucleotide messenger RNA. The record is from the annotation of a GenBank genome assembly. NCBI's taxonomy places the organism in Eukaryota, Metazoa, Nematoda, Chromadorea, Rhabditida, Strongylidae.
UUUUCAGAAAAUGGAUACAAUAUUGUCGACAACGACGGAGGUCAUAGGUACCUUUGAUCAGCGCUCCGUACUAUGGGCCCUGAUCGUGGGCAUAAUAAUAGCCUUUGUGCUCGGAGCGGCCAUGGGUGGCAACGAUGUGGCCAACGCGUUCGGUACCUCCGUCGGUAGUGGAGUGCUCACAAUCAUCAAGGCCUACAUCUUUGCAUCAAUCUUCGAGACGUUAGGGGCUGUUCUAGUCGGUUGGUCCGUAACGGAUACGAUGCGCAAAGGUGUCGUCGACACGAAUCAGUACAUGAGCGCCCCAAAGGAAUUACUGCUCGGUCAAGUUGCCAUAUUGGGAGGCUGCGCAGCAUGGCUUUUGAUAGCCACCCUGUUCAGAAUGCCUGUCUCAACAACGCAUUCGAUUGUUGGUGCUACCCUAGGUUUCUCUCUUGUUUUACGGGGCUUUCAAGGAAUUCGGUGGAAUGCCAUCUUGAACAUAGUUCUAUCUUGGUUCCUAUCUCCAUCAUUGUCCGGUACCAUAUCCGUCAUUCUCUAUAUGAUUGUCGAUUUUGUAGUGUUGAGAAGAGACAAUCCAUUUGAGUGCGGUCUCAAUGUGCUACCGGUAUUUUAUUUUGUUUGCGUUGCUUUUAACGUUUUGAUGGUAACAUGGGACGGUUCGAGAUUGUUGCACUUCAACAAAAUCCCAGUCUGGGGAGCUGUGCUCAUAUCUCUCGGUUGUGGUUUCAUAGCAGCCAUGUUUGUGCAAUUUUUCCUCAAACCGAGAAUCCACCGAAAAAUCCAAGAUGAGAUGGAAUCAAAACCGAAAAUCGCAUGCGUUGUUGUGAAUCCAGACCUGGUUACCGAUCGUUACAUUGUCGGGAAGGAAGUGAAGGAUCUCGAAAAGCAAAGCUGCACUUCCAGGGUACGAUCCUUCUUCGAGUGGCUCCUGCCAGCUGAACGAGUCGAAGACGCACAAACUAUCAAGCUAUUUUCUACGAUCCAGGUCUUCACCGCAUGCUUUGCUGGUUUCGCACAUGGCGCAAAUGAUGUUGGCAAUGCAAUUGCACCUUUGACUGCCCUCGUUGCUAUCUACAAGGACGAAAAUGCCCGACAAGAAGGAGAAGUUCCGAUUUACAUCCUCCUCUACGGAGUUUUUGCCAUUUGCGUUGGCCUGUGGACUAUGGGCCAUCGUGUAAUUCGAACGGUCGGAACGAACAUGUCCGAAAUCAACCCUGCAACCGGAUUCACAAUCGAAUUCGGUGCUGCUAUGACAGCGUUGAUAUGCAGUAAAUUAGGCCUCCCAAUUAGCACUACCCAUUGCUUGGUAGGAUCAGUGGUAGCUGUUGGUGUCGUGAAAUCGCGAAAAAACAUCGAUUGGUCGAUCUUUAGGAAUAUCGUAGUCUCAUGGGUCGUUACCCUACCUGUUUCCUGUGCAAUAUCGGCUGGCAUAAUGCUUCUGCUUAAGCUUCUGGCUCUCUAGUCACUUUGAUACUCUUCUGACCUCUUCUCGUCAUAAUGACCGCAUUUUGAAAAAACGGUUCGGAUCACUCACUUCUGCAAGGAUAAUCUCGUUCCUUUGCCUUAAUAAGUCGUUGCAAAGACGAAUUGUACAUAUCCUAAUAAAUAUUCUCUCUUA